AGGGAGGCAACCAAAUCUUGAAGAAAAGAGAACAAAUAGAAAAAUGGGAAGGUCUCCCUGUUAUGAUGAGAGCGGCCUCAAGAAAGGUCCCUGGACCCCUGAAGAAGAUCAAAAGCUUGUCAAAUACAUCCAGAAACAUGGCCAUAGCAGCUGGAGGGCCCUCCCCAAACUUGCUGGUCUUAACAGAUGUGGGAAGAGUUGCAGAUUAAGAUGGACAAACUAUUUAAGGCCAGAUAUUAAGAGAGGAAAAUUUUCCCAAGAAGAAGAACAAACAAUUCUCAAUCUUCAUUCAGUUCUUGGCAACAAAUGGUCAGCCAUUGCCAGCCACCUACCGGGACGGACUGAUAAUGAAAUCAAGAAUUUCUGGAAUACCCAUCUCAAGAAAAAGCUUAUCCAGAUGGGUUUUGAUCCUAUGACUCACCGGCCUCGAACCGAUAUCUUGUCAACCUUACCUCAUCUUAUAGCCCAGGCUAAUCUAAAGGAGCUCAUAGAUCACCGCUCAGUGGAAGAACAUGCAAUGAGACUACAAGCAGAAGCUGUCCAAAUGGCUAAAUUCCAAUACUUGCAGUAUCUCCUUCAACCUCAAUCUCAUCACCCUCCAGCUUCUGUUGUAACUGGCUCAAACUACAUAGCCACUACGAGUGCUUUCAGUAACAUGGAAACUUUUAAUCUUUUGAACUCACUUGCUUCAAUCAAGGAUAGCCUAGUUUCAGGUUCAAUUACCCAGUUGGAUUUAUCAUCAACAACCUGUCCUCCAGGACUAAGUGAUUCUAUCCCUUUCUCUCAUUUACCUGAUUUACAAAUCCCUUGCAGCUAUCAAACACCACUAAACAAGGACAUGUUAAUUGAUCAAGCUAAUAAUCCUGAGUUUACAGUGUUCAGCCAAGGAGAGAACUCUCCAUGGCUUCCUUCAUCUUCAUCAACACCAUCUCCUCCAUCCGUUGCUCCUCCGCUUUUAACACAGACUAAUUCUUCCAUCAACACUACUAUGGGGGAUGCUUCUAGCACUAAUUCAAGCUUUGGAGGGGAAGCUACUACAGUUUGGCAACACCUUCUCCUUGAUGACCCUUUGUUUCAUGAGAUUGCUUAGCUUUUUUUAGAUAUGCGUGAAAAGGUUUGGAGUUAAUUUCACCGCCACUUCACUCUGUAAUAUUCCGAAUAUUUUUAUGUAUAUA
Messenger RNA from Hevea brasiliensis (rubber tree), 1175 nucleotides. RefSeq names its product transcription factor MYB92-like. Lineage: Eukaryota; Viridiplantae; Streptophyta; Magnoliopsida; Malpighiales; Euphorbiaceae. The coding region runs from base 44 to 1090 and encodes 348 amino acids. The transcript has 3 exons. The record is from RefSeq and is a predicted model, not a curated record.